Messenger RNA from Aphanomyces invadans, 2124 nucleotides. RefSeq lists its product as hypothetical. The transcript has 2 exons. Gene Ontology annotation, molecular function: ATP binding; P-type calcium transporter activity; ATP hydrolysis activity. NCBI's taxonomy places the organism in Eukaryota, Oomycota, Saprolegniomycetes, Saprolegniales, Verrucalvaceae. Bases 1 to 2124 code for a protein of 707 amino acids. Gene Ontology annotation, cellular component: membrane; intracellular membrane-bounded organelle. The record is from RefSeq and is a predicted model, not a curated record.
AUGGCGACACUCCACGUCCGUGACUUGGUGCGCCUGGUGGAAACGCCAAAGGAGCAUGCCGCCACUGCCCUCGCGGAACUCGGCGGCAUCGAAGGCGUCGCAAGUGCGCUGAACGUGUCACUCGACAGCGGUCUGGACAACGACAACGCCACCGACCUCGCUGCGCGCGAAAAAACGUACGGGAAAAACUACAUUGAACCCGAGCAGCCUCAGACGAUCCUGCAGCUCAUGUGGCACGCGUUCCAAGACUUGACCAUCAUCGUCCUGACCGUCGCUGGCGCGAUCUCGCUCAUCCUCGCGUUCAUUCCGUUUCCCAAGUCGACAAAAGGAGAAAAUACACGGAACUUAAGUACCGGAGGCGACACCAACACGGCGUGGAUCGAAGGCGCGUCCAUCAUCGUUGCCGUGCUCAUCGUUGUCUUCGUCACGGCCAUCAACGACUACCAAAAGGAGAAGCAGUUCCGCGCGCUGAACGCGAUCAAGGAGGACGAGAAGAUCAAGGUCAUUCGCAACGGCGUGCCGGCCGAGGUGAGCAAGUUCAGCUUGGUCGUGGGGGACAUUGUCCGCGUGGACUUGGGUGACAUCAUCCCGGCGGACGGGCUCGUGUUUGACGAGAACGACUUGAAGCUCGACGAAAGCGCCAUGACAGGGGAGUCUAUCUUGCUCAAGAAGGACCGAAAAGAAAAGCCGUUUUUGCUGUCUGGCACCAAAGUCAUGGAAGGCGUCGGGAAGAUGCUCGUGAUUUGCGUCGGCGAGAACUCGCAGGCCGGCAUCAUCUCAAAGCUCAUCAUGGGCAAAGGCAAGCGACCAACUGCAGAGUCGUCACCAGCCGUGGAAGACAAUUAUGCGGCAGUGGCCACUCCCAACGAUAAGGAUACACCAGUGCUGGCAGACAGGGAAGACGAGGAAGACGACGAAAUCGUGUCGCCUCUGCAAGGCAAGCUCGACCGGCUCACGCUGCUCAUUGGGAAGCUCGGGUUGGGCACGGCCAUCUUUGUCGUCGUGGCACUCAUCGUUCGGUUUUCCAUCGUCACGUUUGGUAUCGACAAGAACGAGUGGAGCAACGAGUACUUGAAGGAUUACUUGAACCACUUCAUCCUCGGGGUGACGGUGCUGGUGGUGGCGAUCCCGGAAGGCUUGCCCCUGGCCGUCACCAUCGCGCUCGCGUACUCGGUCAAGAAGAUGCUCAAGGACAACAACCUGGUGCGCCACCUGGACGCGUGCGAGACGAUGGGCAGCGCCACGACCAUUUGCUCGGACAAAACAGGCACCCUCACCACGAACCGCAUGACCGUCAUGGAGUGCUACCUCGGCCAGCACGAGUUUAGCUCGGCGCCGUCGCUCCGCCUCCAGGCCAGCGCCGCCACCAAGGACAUUCUGUGUAGUUCGAUCAGCAUCAACUCGACGGCCGAGAUCCUGCCGCCCAAGCAGGUCGGGGCUCAGCCCGAGCACACGGGCAACAAGACCGAGUGCGCGUUGCUCCAGUUCGCCGCCGACUUGGGCGUGUCGUACGCCGACGUGCGCAAGGCGGCGUCGAUCUGCCACAUGCUCACGUUCAGCAGCGCCAAGAAGCGCAUGUCGGUGGUCGUGCCGCUGUCCGCGACGCGAUGCCGCAUCUUCACCAAGGGUGCGAGUGAGAUCGUGUUGGAGCUGUGCACGUCGCAGCUCCACUUGGACGGGUCCACGGCCGCGUUCUCCGCCGCCGAGCGCAACGCCCUCUUCAACGAGAUCAACGCCCGCCGCAUCCACGACGAGCUGAACGUAUUUGAAGGGAUCUUUGCCAACCAACUGUACUUGGGCAUUUCGGUCGUGCAAUUGGUGCUGCAGGUGCUCAUCGUCCAGUUCGGGUCGCUCGCAUUUAACUGUGUCGCGUUGACCGGGACUCAGUGGAUCAUUUGUCUGGCGAUCGGCGCGAUGUCGUUGCCGAUGGGGCUCUUUCUCCGCUGCAUUCGUUUGCCUGCCUUUUUUACAAUCUGCCAAGAAGCGGAACCUGUCGUCCUUGUUCCCACGGUCCGCACCAAAGAAUUGUGGAUCCGCGGCUUCAAGCGUCUGCGCACCCAAAUCCGCGUCGUUCGUGCGUUCAAGCGGUCGCUGUCGCAGCGCAAGCUCACACAUUACGAGUAG